AUGGUUCUGGAGCUGGUCGACAUCGAGGGGACGCAAGUCAUCGAGCCCGCCUGGAAGAGAAAGGACGGCGGUGACAACUCCUUUCGGAUUCUGAUCAACGGAAUCCUCGCUGCCGCCAAAGAGGCCCCUAUCGACCCCACAGACUCGUCCGAGGCGCAGAGACUGAAGAAAACCAAAUGGCUGCCGCCGCUGGCAGUGCCGCUGCAGAGCCCUCAGUCUCGCCCAAGCACCCAUGGCUCCAAGUCCGGGUCUGAAAUAAAACGGCUUACAGCGACCCGAGCGACGGACUCGUUCCCGCUGAAGGAAAUGCAGAGCUCAAAUCGUCUCAAGAAGCGGCUGAAGUACAAUCCAAAUGGCAAGUUUAUCCUCAGAUUCCAGGAACAGGGCAUCCUCCAAGAAGCCAGGCUCCGCGAGAGACAAGAAGCGGCACGCAAGAACGAUCAGGGCAUCGACUGGACAAGGAUCCGGCCUUUGAGCCGAGACCCACGAUUCAUGCGAUAUAUCCAAGGGCUCCACGAGCGAGGAUUAUCCAUGGCCGAUCCCUUUGAAAGCACUCGACUGCCCGAGGCCCAGUCACCCGAAGCCAUGAUAGGACGCAUGACCUUUGAAAAGUCCCUGGUCGAGAAGGCGCAGAGCUCGCAAGAUCUUGGCAAGCUCCCGAGUCUGCCGUCCACGGCCCUCGACAUGGACCAUCGACGAACAGCAUUCAAAUUCUUUAUGCCCAAGAGCGCUCGCGCCGUGCAUACAGCCCAAAGCCUUGACGACGAGCCCCAUCAGUUCGGUCGUCCACAAGGACUCGAGGAGGAAUCGUCCGAAGAGUUCGUCAAAGCCUUCCGUGACCUGGUUUCGCUUGGGGAAACCGUCCGCGACAAGAAGCGCAAAGUGGAGCGCGAGACGAAGGAGUUUGGAAUAUCGAAGCCGACGCUGACGCCAGGGAUCCGAAUCCAGAGCCCAGCUUCGAACGACAACGUGGGCAAGGCCAAGUCAGAUACGACAUUGUCCAAGCCAGAUACCAGCCGCUCCUUUGCCUCCCGGAGGGUCGUCCGAAAGACGCCCUCGGAGCUGCACAACGACUUUUACGAGUACCAGAGACAGGAACUGAAGAAUCUUCGCGAGACAAUCCAGGACCGCAAGACCCGGCGUGUGCAGGCUUGCCGGGAUGCGGCGUCGGUGCUACCCGUCAUCGGCAUCGUUAAGCGGGACAUGGUGCCGAUCCGCGAGCGACCCAGGGAGCCGGGCAUAUCCCAAUGGCACAAGCACGUGGCGCAUCUGUGGGUCCCGAACAUCGAGGAGGCCGUCAGGGCCUCGAUUGCAGAGAAGAAACGGCAGAAGCGAGAGAAGGAGGACGAGGAGAAACGCAAGGCAGAGCAACGAGCCGCCGCCGCUGCCACCAGCGAGCGAGAGGAAGCCAGCACAGCGACGCACCUGCCCAAGAUCCCCCAGGCCGUGCAUACACCAGCGGCCGCAACGACGCAGGUGGCAACCGAGCGACCCGGCUGCGUUGUGCGGUUUUCGUGA
Molecule: messenger RNA, 1518 nt
Organism: Polychytrium aggregatum
Lineage: Eukaryota; Fungi; Chytridiomycota; Chytridiomycetes; Polychytriales
Exons: 10
Coding region: 1-1518 (505 amino acids)
Source: RefSeq, a predicted model, not a curated record